Messenger RNA from Brienomyrus brachyistius, 1527 nucleotides. RefSeq names its product SUN domain-containing ossification factor-like. The transcript has 3 exons. Gene Ontology annotation, cellular component: cytoplasm; membrane. The record is from RefSeq and is a predicted model, not a curated record. Gene Ontology annotation, biological process: protein folding in endoplasmic reticulum. Bases 89 to 1303 code for a protein of 404 amino acids. Lineage: Eukaryota; Metazoa; Chordata; Actinopteri; Osteoglossiformes; Mormyridae.
CCCGUCAGCCGCCACCUGGGGGUUUUUGUGUUUAAUUACUGUAUCAGCUGUUUAAUUCACUGUAGCUCAGCCAGGUCAGACUUUGGUGAUGGUUUGGUCAUGUUGUGCUCCCCCCAGGAAUGAGACUGUGGAUCCGGAAUUGCCGGAUCUUCCUGAGGAUCCAGGGCCCCCCGUGCCAGAAGAGAGUCCGAUUGUGGUCCUUGUGGAGGAUGAGGAGGACGAGGAAGAAUCUGACCGGGUAACUGUGACUGCAGUGGAGCCUGAUGACCAGGAGGGGGAGCCCUUGACCUCAGGGGGGCCUGAUCCCAGGCAGCUGGAGAGCAACGCCCUCUGCAAGGAGCUCUCUGGGAUCUCCUGCCGUGCCACCUUUCUGGAGUACCUCCGCCUGUGGUGCUCCGUCACUCUGGGCCGGCGACGUAGGCGUCAGGGUGACAUCCACACCCCACCGACUCAACAUCUGGACCACACCGUGCAGCCACUUCCUGAGGAAGAAGCCACCUCCACCCUUGAGGAGAUUCCCGGGCAGACGGAGGUCCCCCACGGCCCUACUCAUAUGGCCGAGACUCCAGCCCUGGAGCCCAGCCAGUCCCCGUCUCCUCUGCUACAAGGCUUCAUCACUACAACCGGGACCAUCGGCACAUCUUCGGUUGAGAUGCCUAUGUCCUCAAGCCAGGAGCUCCUGGAGAAGGGGGCUAUGUCCUUGAGGGGAGGUGCUCAGGAGCAGCAGGAGAGCCGGACUCUUGACACCAGCAGUGAGGUCAGUGUCUCUAUCCGCAGCUUCUCAGAGGACCCCAGGGCUGACACUGAGCACCGAGGCACCACCACACCCACUCAAGUCCUCCCUCCUGAGACCCCCCUGGCCACGGAGGUGCCAGCUCCUCCAGGAGAUCCAGAGGGAGGCCAGGCUGUGCCUGGGGAGGCCCAGAAAGAGGCAGACUCUGCAGAGUCCCCGGAGCCGCCUCAGAUGCUCCCAGACAAACAGGAAGAGUCCCUGGAGGACCUCCUCAGUGUUACCUCCAGCAAUGGGCAGGUCCACCGGACCGCCACAGACUUUUAUGCUGAGCAGAACUUCUCCGAUCUGGCCAAUGGGAACCAUGUGCAUGGAUCCAACCAGAAGGAGUCUGUCUUCCUGAGGCUGAGCAACCGCAUUAAAGCCUUGGAGAUGAACAUGUCCCUCAGCGGACGCUACCUGGAGGAACUCAGCCAGAGGCCGUCGACACUCCCAGUGGCAAGGAGGACCCAUCCAUCCCUGGCAAAGACCAUGGUGACAUCCCCACCUUUGACGAGUGGAAGAAGAAGAUGAUGGAGAAGGAGAAAAGCCAGUCUGCCCACUCAUCAUCCUCCAAUGGCAGCCCUGUCGUCAUGAAGAAGGUGCAGAACUUUAAUAACUAUGCAUCGGUGGAAUGUGGAGCCAAAGUCCUGGCAGCGAACACUGAGGCCAAGGUACCAUUGCUGACCUUCAGGAACCGUCUUAAGAUUAUAGUGCGUAUGACUAUGACUGUUUGUGUCUGCCAUGCGAUGGACUGG